Humulus lupulus (European hop) is the source of this 1240-nucleotide messenger RNA. RefSeq lists its product as uncharacterized. Gene Ontology annotation, cellular component: membrane. The transcript has 8 exons. The record is from RefSeq and is a predicted model, not a curated record. The coding region runs from base 94 to 1089 and encodes 331 amino acids. Lineage: Eukaryota; Viridiplantae; Streptophyta; Magnoliopsida; Rosales; Cannabaceae.
AAAACGAUCCAAAUCUCCGAAUCUGAAUUUAGAGACUUGGGUCCUUCUCCAUCACCACUAAAGACUUGGAGUUCACGAUAACAAUAAUUUGGUAUGGGACUGCCGGUAUGUUGGUAUGACUUUGUCUGCUUUGGCAUUGUAGCUAUUUCCUUUUGCGGUGCCUUAUGGGUAAUUUGGAGAAGAGAAGGCUCGUCUUCGAGGCUCGAAGACAGCACCAUGUACGACAACCUCCUAGUGGCUCGGCCCAAUAGCGAGGUGGUGUUCGCGGGUGCAUUGCCGAGGGGUCAUAUAGGGAGUUCCCAGUUAUGGAUCAGUUGUUGGAAAGGAGUGCACCCUGGUUGGCUCUUGCUCACUCGUUUUCUCUCCUUUCUGAUCAUGGCUGGGUUCUUGGGUUGGGACGUUGUUGUGUGGGAUGCCACCAUUUUUGUCUACUAUACAGAGUGGACUUUUACAUUAGUUAUUAUCUAUUUUGCGUUAGGGAGCAUUGUAUCUGCGUAUGGAUGUUGGCUGUUAUCAAACCAACCUGCUCAAAGUGAUUUAGAAGAGAAUACAAAAGAAAUAAAGGGUGAAAUGUUGCAAUGUCACAACAAGGCUGAACAAGAGAUUCACAAAAGAGCUGGGUUUUGGGGUUAUCUAAUGCAAAUAGCUUUUCAGACUUGUGCAGGUGCUGUUAUUCUCACAGAUAUUGUGUUUUGGUGUAUCAUUCUUCCAUUUGAAUCAAAUUCACAUCUUGGACUAACUUUGUUGAUGGGUUGCAUGCAUACUUUGAAUGCAUUUUUUCUUCUACUAGACACCGCACUGAAUAGCCUACCAUUUCCUUGGUUUCGGCUGUCCUAUUUUGUCCUUUGGAGUUGUGCGUAUGUCAUUUUCCAGUGGAUCAUCCAUGCCUGUGGCUUUUCAUGGUGGCCAUAUCCUUUUCUUGAGCUCGAUACGCCAUGGGCUCCUUUGUGGUAUUUUUGCUUGGCUUUGAUUCACAUACCUUGUUAUGGGGUGUACGCACUGAUUAUAAAAGCCAAAUAUACAAUUCUGCCAAGGCUGUUUCCCCGUGCUUUUAUCAUGAGGUCCCAUUAUUAUCACUCUUCUCGUUGAGAACUAUUCAAAAAUGGGCUUUUCUUUUCUGUUUUGGUUUUGAUGCUUGGGUUGUUUAUACGAAGAAGGGUUAAAUUUAGAAAUGUGUUUCACAAGUCUAAAUACGUUUGUUUUUACAGUUGAACCAAUGCCAUUAAGAUUUAUAUUUUCA